Molecule: messenger RNA, 975 nt
Organism: Saitoella complicata NRRL Y-17804
Lineage: Eukaryota; Fungi; Ascomycota; Saitoellomycetes; Saitoellales; Saitoellaceae
Product: mitochondrial carrier
Exons: 3
Coding region: 1-975 (324 amino acids)
Biological process (GO): mitochondrial phosphate ion transmembrane transport
Cellular component (GO): mitochondrial inner membrane
Molecular function (GO): phosphate transmembrane transporter activity
Source: RefSeq, a predicted model, not a curated record
AUGGCCGGUGCCGUCGCGGAGAACAUUGCUGUUGCCAAGGCUGCUGCCCAGCAAGCCAACCCUGUCGCUCCUUCCGGUGUCGACUUGUACUCUCGUUUCGCUCUUGCCGGUGCUUUGUGCUGUGCCAUCACCCACGGUGCCUUGACUCCCGUCGAUGUCGUCAAGACCCGUAUUCAGCUCGACCCCGUCACCUACAACCGCGGUUUGAUUGGUGGUUUCCGUCAGGUCAUCGCUGCCGAGGGUGCUGGCGCCCUCUUGACCGGUUUCGGUCCUACCGCUGCUGGUUACUUCUUGCAGGGUGCUUUCAAGUUCGGAGGUUACGAGUUCUGGAAGAAGACCUUCAUCGAGCAGGUUGGUGUUGAUAACGCUGUCAACAACCGCACUGCCAUCUACUUGGCUUCCUCUGCUUUGGCCGAGUUCUUCGCCGAUGUUGCCCUCUGCCCUCUCGAGGCCACCCGUAUCCGUUUGGUCUCCCAGCCUACCUUCGCUAACGGUCUCGUUGGUGGUUUCUCCCGUAUCGUCAAGGAGGAGGGUUUCGGCGCUCUCUACGGUGGUUUCGUUCCUCUCUUGUUCAAGCAGGUCCCCUACACCAUGGCUAAGUUUGUCGUCUUCGAGCGUGCCAACGAGGCCAUCUACACUGCUCUCGGCUUGAACAAGUCUGAGGUUUCCGGCUCCAAGGCUACCGGUAUCAACCUUACUUCCGGUUUGAUUGCUGGUGCCGCCGCUGCUGUCGUCUCCCAGCCCGCCGACACCCUUCUUUCCAAGAUCAACAAGACUCCCCGUCUUCCUGGAGAGGGUGUCGUUGGUGCUCUUGCCCGUCUCGCUCGCGAGCUCGGUCUCAAGGGUUCCUUCUCUGGUCUCGGUCCCCGUAUUGUCAUGGUCGGUACCCUUACCGCCGGUCAGUUCGCUAUCUACGCCGACAUCAAGAAGGUUCUCGGUGCCACUGGUGGUGUCGAGAUCGCCCCUGCCAAAUAA